Molecule: messenger RNA, 510 nt
Organism: Symbiodinium pilosum
Lineage: Eukaryota; Dinophyceae; Suessiales; Symbiodiniaceae
Source: the annotation of a GenBank genome assembly
AUGGCAACAGCUACGAUCCUGGCAAAGAACCGCGAGCUUCAGCGAAUGUCAGCAGAGUUGGCAGCGAAGGUGCAGGAAGCAGACAGGUACAAGCAGGAAUUGGCGGAACAGAAACGCCAUGCCGCGCCCAAGCUGCGCAAGGAGGCAUCGCGCUCACAGUCUUUCUCUUCCAAGAGGGAGGCAAUCGCAGCGCCAAGUCACAAGGCAACGGUCCAGGAAGUGGGUGCAACGCUGCGCGGUGCAACACAUCCCGUGGCCGAGGACGGGGACGAGACACUGCGCGAUCACAUCAUGGGCGCUCAUGGUGGUGGAGUGCAGCGCGGAGGCACCUUGGCGUCUGUGGAAGCUUCACGCUCCUGCAAGGACGAGCUCCUGAGCUGGGCCACCCACUUGGAGGCCCGCGCUGAAGAGUUCUUCUCCACAGAGCUAAGAACUGCAGCAGCCUUGACCCAAAAGGACGCCGAAGUGAAGAGCUGUCUAUCAGAGCUUGGGUUUUCUGAAGACCGGUAA